Molecule: messenger RNA, 1176 nt
Organism: Symbiodinium sp. CCMP2592
Lineage: Eukaryota; Dinophyceae; Suessiales; Symbiodiniaceae
Source: the annotation of a GenBank genome assembly
AUGCCGCGGGGAAGGCAUGUCUGCGGACUGCUCCUCUGCUACGACUCCAGGGAUCGAACGACAUUUCUGCGAUGCUGGCAUAUACUCUGCCGUCAUCGUAUGGAUCGCCAUAUAGAGAUCUCUGGCUCAGAUGUUUCUUCCAAGGCGACACUUGCGUGUGUCCUCUGCGCGACAAAGAUCGAUGCAGGUGAGCCAGCGGUGCCGAAGGAGGAGGCCACGUCCUUUGCGGAAGCCAAUGGAUUGACCCUUGUGCAAACCUCUGCUCGAUCUGGCAAAGGAGUUCACGAGGCGUUCCAGACCCUGGUCGGGCUUGCCCUGGAUGCGGAGACGGCUCGCUUGGCGGAGCGCGCGGCUGCGGAGCAGCGAGGCAAGCUCCCUGCCGCGAGAAGUUUCGCGCUGCCGUGUGGGCUCGACGUCUGUACGGACCUCACCGGGAUGACCUCGCCUCCCGGAGCCAGACCCCGCGAGCCGCAGCGUGGCAUCCCAGCCACAGAACAUCUGGUGGAGGUGCUUGACAAGAAGGGCCAUGUCCUUUGUGGGCCACGUUCGCUGGCCGAGUGCUUGGAUGGUGAGCUGCUUCACCGAGCUGUCCAUGUCUGGAUCUGUGUGCCGCGAACAGGGGCCCUGCUUCUUCGGCGCUGGUCCCAGCAUGCGCCGAAGCAUCCAGGACGUUGGGGUCCUAGUUGCCAUUCAGAAGUUCGUUGCUACGGUGGUCGCGAUGGUCAUGCCAGCGAGGUAUCAACCCAGGCGGCGGAGCGUUGUCUGGUUGAGCUGGGAAUAGAUGCCGAAGCUGUUGGCGAGCCACGGCACUGUUUCUCAUGUGAAACCAAAGAUGGCAAUGCAAAGGAGCUCCUGGAUGUCUAUCUGGCACCCCUGGGGGGAGCCGGCUUGCGCUUGCCAGAGUUGAUGCUGCAAGAAGAUGAGGAGGUUGACUGGGUGUUCUUCAUGCAUGUCCUAUCGCCAGCUUUCGUAAGCAGCGGGCGGCUGUUCCAUUACAGUGACGUGUACAGAAGGGCUCUGGCGAGACGACUGCGCGAUUAUGCAAUUCCUGAGGAUGUCUACAAUGCUUUUGCUUUGGAUCUUGAUGCGGAAGUCGCCGGCCCUGCUCUGGGCGUGUCCUCGAGAGAUCUGCCGUUGCCUGUGCCCUCUUCAAAGGGUCGGCCAGUGGUUGCCUGA